Messenger RNA from Phycodurus eques (leafy seadragon), 3552 nucleotides. RefSeq names its product myocyte enhancer factor 2aa (gene mef2aa). Bases 613 to 2133 code for a protein of 506 amino acids. The record is from RefSeq and is a predicted model, not a curated record. The transcript has 11 exons. NCBI's taxonomy places the organism in Eukaryota, Metazoa, Chordata, Actinopteri, Syngnathiformes, Syngnathidae. Gene Ontology annotation, molecular function: histone deacetylase binding; RNA polymerase II cis-regulatory region sequence-specific DNA binding; DNA-binding transcription factor activity, RNA polymerase II-specific. Gene Ontology annotation, biological process: positive regulation of transcription by RNA polymerase II; cell differentiation; heart development.
GCGAGGUCGGGCCUCUUCGGGCUCACGUGUAAGCGUUCAAAGCCAGCUGGUCUGGCUUUGGCUUAACCAAUGGGCCGAGUGAAACCAAGGCAGCAGAAAGACGAAAAGUUGUAGAUGCAAGGAAAGGGAUGCAGACAGUCAAGAGGAAGGCCAUGUGGAGACUGGAACAGCAGGUUCUGUGAAGGCAUUUGUGUGGCAACAACAAACAGGCCAGGUGUCAGGAAAAACUCGACGCAAUUGAAAGGGACUGGAUGCUACUGAGGUCACUCAACUCACGUGUACCCAUGCAGCCAGUGGCGCAAACACAAUGGACGGUGAUGAGGGAUUGGCAUACUUAAACUGGAAAUACAGUCACUACUUCGAGUUUCCCUAAAGAGGACAAUACUAAGAUUGUGCUGGGUGACUGCUGAAGAGCAUAUGGUGCGUGGAGACCAGUGAAAGUGCGCAUAUCAGAAGAAGGACUUGCACAAUGUGCUAGGAGAACGGUGGACGCAAAGUGUGUGUGAGUGUGUGUGUGUGUGCGCGCGUGUGUGCGCGCGUGUUUUCAUUUGUCCGAUAUCGUCAGUGAAGUGAAGUGAAGUGAAGAGACGGGAAAAAGGACAAGGAGGAGACAUGGGGCGGAAGAAGAUACAGAUCACCAGGAUAAUGGAUGAAAGGAACAGACAGGUUACUUUCACAAAGAGGAAGUUCGGCCUGAUGAAGAAGGCCUAUGAGCUGAGCGUGCUGUGUGACUGCGAGAUCGCACUCAUUAUUUUCAACAGCUCCAAUAAGCUGUUCCAGUAUGCCAGCACGGACAUGGACAAAGUGCUGCUCAAGUACACAGAGUACAACGAACCCCACGAGAGCAGAACCAACUCCGACAUUGUGGAGAAAUUAAGAAACAAAGGCCAUAAUGACUGUGCUAGCCCCGAUCCCGAAGACUGUUUCGGGCACAGCCCCCUCACCGAUGACCAUUUCGGCAAACUAAGCGAAGAGAGCGAUUUAAUGUACAAGCGCUGCGGUGCGCUAAACAAGAAAGAACACAGAGGUUGCGAUAGCCCGGACCCCGAUGCCUCGUAUGUCCUCACUCCUCAUACUGAAGAAAAGUAUAAAAAAAUUAAUGAGGAGUUUGAUAAUAUGAUGAGAAAUCAUAAAAUCCCCACAGUGUUGCCUCAGCAGAACUUCUCCAUGCAUGUGGCCGUACCCGUGUCCAACCCCAACGCCAUGUACCAGCCCGGAAGCGUGACUCUGACCACCCAGAGCUUAGCGGCGGCCGCAGCCUGCCUCAGUGACAACGGGAUGCUGUCCCCUCAGCAGGCCUCCUUGCAUAGGAAUGUGGGCUCCAGCGGAGGCCCCCAGAGGCCCACCAGCGCAGGCAACGGCUUCACCAACCCCAGGGGAUCCCCGGGCCUCCUCAGUGCACACAGUGGCAACGGCCUGGGUAAAGUCAUGCCCACCAAGUCUCCGCCGCCCCCCGGAGGGAACAUGGGAAUGGGAGGCCGCAAGCCAGACCUGAGGGUUGUCAUCCCUCCAUCUAGCAAAGGGAUGUUGCCCCCACUUAACACCCAAAGGAUAAGCAGCUCCCAGUCCACCCAGCCACUGGCUACUCCAGUGGUAUCUGUCACCACACCCAGCUUACCUCCACAAGGACUGGUCUACUCUGGCAUGCCCACCUCCUACAACCCUGCUGAGUAUUCCCUGAGUAGUGCAGAGCUCUCCUCCCUGCAGGGCUUCAGCUCUCCCGGGCUGUCGCUGGGCUCCGUGUCAGCAUGGCAACAGCAUCAACUGGGCCAAGCAGCGCUUAAUUCUUUGGUCAGCGGCGGAGGGCACCUACCUCAGGGCUCCAACCUCUCCAUCAGCACGAGCCAGAGCAUCAACAUUAAGUCGGAGCCCAUCUCACCACCGCGAGAGCGCGUCACCUCCUCCGGCUUCCCGCCCCAGCAGCAGCAGCACGGUCCCGGCCGACAACAGGAGGGCCUGGGACGCUCGCCCGCCGACAGCCUCAGCUCCUCCUGCAGCUCCUACGACGGCAGCGACCGCGAGGACCAUCGGGCGGACUUCCACUCGCCCCUCAGCCUGGGCAGAGCCCCUCCGGCCGGCGACAGGGAAAGUCCCUCUGUCAAGCGCCUGCGCAUGGAUGCGUGGGUGACAUAGAGCGGCGGUGUGUGUGGAGCAGGCAAGAGCAAAGGGUCCUUCUCGCUAAUGAUAUCUUUAUUCAACAACCCCCCGGUUUAGUUUGUAAAUGAAGCGCAGGUACUGACUGUCAGACAGGAACAGUGAGGCGUUCAGAGACAAACAUGUUACACUAGAUUGUUUGUAGUCAUCUGACAAUUAUAUUAUGUCGUUGCUGUUUUGCUGUAUUGCUCACAAACAGAGAGCAGGCUGAGGGCCACCGUUUUUAGAAUCAUGCUGUAAACACUCACACUCCUAUACACAAAGAUAUGUCAAGAGGCCUCUAAUUUAUUGACGUGGAGUGAAGGGAGAAUUUCAAAUGAAGGAAUCCAUUGCAAAAAUGGUGUAGUGUUCAUGUUGCUGUUAAAGGGGACAUAUUAUGGGAAAUUGACUUUUUAAUUGCUUGAACAGUAGUCCCCACACUAUUCGCAGAGGAUAGGACACAAGCCCUGAACAAACGUGAAUAAUGGACACUCCUCCCAAAAUGUUUUCAUUAAUCGACACUAUUAAUAGUUUAAAAUAUAAAUAUACCACAAAUUAUGAUCCAAAAACCUUUAGUGUCAUUUCAAGCAGAUCUUUCAACAUUGCCCUUAAAAAGAAAGGCUAAACCAAGCUCCCUCAGUCAAGCUAUACAAUACUUAUUUGGCACCAAUUCUUAUUUAAACACUGGGCUUCUUUGGAAAGUCAGAUCUCCUAACCUGUAUUCCACCUUUCCUUUACCUUUGUGGAAAAGGUCAUCGGGUCAUGGCGAGACGUAAAGAUGCUUCUUUUUGAACAUAGGAAAGAACAGCACUGUUUAAAAUGAAUUUGACUGCUCUUUUCUUAACCAAUGUUGUGUGAUGGCAAGUAUUGCUGAUGUAAGUCUCUAGCGUGAAACUAGUAUUUUCCAAAGAUGGACUGCAAAUAGCGCUUCUUCGAUCCAUGCAUGCGUAUUAUAUUUUUUUUUCAAUCAGGUUGUCACCAGUAGUGAGAAUCACAUAGAGGCUGAAGUUAUGUUCAUGUGGAAAUUCACUGCCCCCAGUAGUCUUUCUUAAAUGUGAAAUUGGCAUUUAUUUUCUAGUGUCCUGAAUCUUGGACUACGAAAUGUCUAAUGUAAACAUUGUUAGGAAUUGUUUAGUAGCAUAAGGGUAACUUACUUGCAAUUUAAUGCUUCUUCUCCAUAGGUCUUUUCUUUUGCUUCUGUACAUUUGAGCAUCUUCACGUAGAAUCGGUAAACUUCAUUGGUGCCCUUUGGCUUAAAUAUUGCUGCCAUGAAGGAUUAUGGGUAGCAUCAUUUUCAUAAGUGGUUGAUCAGGAUUAAUCUGUGAUGGUUAAAGGUUGCAUCGAGGAACCAAAGGAAAAGAAAGUUCCUAAGUAAAAAAAAAACAGAAUUCAAAGAGGCUUGCAGCUUUGGCGGCAUCU